CUUACAGGUGCUCACAACUGAACAACAGAGCAGGAGACUCUUCACUGUGAUCUGAGGGGCUUUGUUUUGUUGGACAAUCAAGUUCUGUUCUGUCAUCAGACUAAGAGCCAGCAUGUCGAUGGGCAUGGAGAUCGUGGGCAUUGCCCUGGGGGUCGUUGGAUUUAUCAUUGCAAUAGUGACAUGUGCCCUGCCGAUGUGGAAGGUGACGGCCUUCAUCGGAGCCAACAUCAUCACUGCUCAGACCAUCUGGGAGGGUUUGUGGAUGAACUGUGUCACCCAGAGCACGGGCCAGAUGCAAUGCAAGGUCUACGACUCGUUGCUGGCCUUGCCUCAGGAGCUGCAAGCCUCCAGAGCGAUGAUGAUCAUCGCCAUCAUUCUCGGGGUGCUCGGGGUCAUGAUCUCCAUCGUCGGCGCCAAGUGCACGAACUGCAUUGAAGACGAGCCGUCCAAGGCCAAAGUGAUGAUCAUCGCCGGGAUUUUCUUCAUCCUUGGCGGCCUUUUGGUCCUCAUCCCCGUCUCCUGGACCGCUAGCGUCAUCAUUCGGGAUUUCUACAACCCCCUCCUCACCAACGCACAGAGGAGGGAGCUGGGUGCAUCCCUCUACAUCGGCUGGGGAGCGGCUGCCCUGCUCCUGAUUGGUGGGGCGAUGUUGUGCAGCAGCUGCCCGCCAAAAGAGAAGAAGUACAAGCCGCCCCGGAUGGCGUACUCCGCCCCACGCAGCACCAGCGCAGGCGGAGGGUACGACAGGAAAGACUAUGUUUGAACAGGCCUGAAGUGUGUGACAGACUGAAUUGGAAAGUUGGAUACAAUGAAAAUGUUGAAUAUGUGUGUAUGAAUGUGUGUUGUUUUUGCUGUCUGAAACCACAGGGUGAAUCCCAUGAAAAGACUCCGACAUGAAGAUGUAUGUAUAGAUAUUGAUCUGUCUGCUUUGCUUUUGGUUGACAUGUAUAUUCACAUAUUGCUCUGCUAUAAUCCAGCCGGUCUGUCUUUAGGUGACUAGUUUUAAGUGUAUGAACAUGAGAGCCUGUAAAGCCUCAAUUUCAAACUUUUGAAAUGUUAAACUGUGUCUCUUGGAGCACAUGUUGUAUUUCUUCUUAAACCUAUGUGGCAUUAUGUGAAUUUGAAAACCUCCUGCUCCUUUGCUCCUUGCGUGUGUGUGUGUGUGUGUGUGUGUGUGUGUGUGUGUGUGUGUGUGUGUGUGUGUGUGUGUGUGUGUGUGUGUGUGUGUGUGAUUGUGUGUGUGUGUGGCUCGGUCGUUAGUCGGCCGGUGUCGUGUUUCACUGAAACUCCCUGUUAAAACGUGGUUUGUCACUUCACUGACAAUGACAAGGAAGAGGCGGCUCUCAUUUUACAUGGAUUUGGUUGUGUGAUUGUUCAGAGCGUGAGCGUGCACGUGCAUGGCUGUGUGUGUGUGUGUGUGUGUGUGUGUUUUGCAUGUAAUAUUUGCUUAGGUGAGUUUCUGCUUAGACUGAAACUAAAGAUGGAUCCGUGAUAUGGCCCAAGGUAACAGCUUUAUCUUCCUCCUCACAGUUUCACUGUUUCAGGACGCAGAGACUGUUUCAGUUGGGACAUAAGGCCUGACAUUCACAUGUGUGUCCAUAUGUGUGUGUUUAUUUUACAUUUCUGUGAUAAAAUGUAUUUUUAAUGUAUUUUGACACCAUAUUAUUCCACUGUGUGUCUGUGUUUCAAAUAGACUUGUAUUGUUGUGUCUUAAUUUUCAAACAUUUUGAUAUCUUUUUCUAUUAUUUUAAAUUUGAUGCAACUACCUGUACAGUCCUGUCAAACAAAGACAUUGUGUAUGUGUGUGUGUGUGUGUGUGUGUGUGUGUGUGUGUGUGUGUGUGUGCGUGUGUGUGACCCCCUUCGGGAACAUGACUACAGCUGUUGGAGGAUGUGUGUUUCCAGAUCAACAGGAUGUGUUUUGUGUGGCUAGAAUAAAUAUUUCACUAAUCAAUCUCCAUCUCUUUUAAAAACAAAUUUGUUUCUUUUUUUUUUUUUUACUUUGGUUUUACUCACUGUUCCAGAAGCAAUUAAAUGUUUUAUAGUAGUGCCUGAAUUCCAAAUAUUAGAUUUCAAUAAA
This is a messenger RNA of Seriola dumerili (greater amberjack), 2079 nucleotides long. Its product is annotated as claudin-3-like. The record is from RefSeq and is a predicted model, not a curated record. NCBI's taxonomy places the organism in Eukaryota, Metazoa, Chordata, Actinopteri, Carangiformes, Carangidae. Gene Ontology annotation, molecular function: structural molecule activity. Bases 113 to 763 code for a protein of 216 amino acids. Gene Ontology annotation, cellular component: bicellular tight junction; plasma membrane. Gene Ontology annotation, biological process: bicellular tight junction assembly; cell adhesion. The transcript has a single exon.